This is a messenger RNA of Podospora bellae-mahoneyi, 2968 nucleotides long. It is a transcript of the gene PPN1, whose product is annotated as Endopolyphosphatase. Gene Ontology annotation, molecular function: phosphoric diester hydrolase activity; endopolyphosphatase activity; exopolyphosphatase activity. The record is from RefSeq and is a predicted model, not a curated record. Gene Ontology annotation, cellular component: membrane; fungal-type vacuole. Gene Ontology annotation, biological process: polyphosphate catabolic process. The coding region runs from base 425 to 2593 and encodes 722 amino acids. The transcript has 2 exons. NCBI's taxonomy places the organism in Eukaryota, Fungi, Ascomycota, Sordariomycetes, Sordariales, Podosporaceae.
CAACCCAAAGGGUUCUCGCAAAAAAGGAGCCAAGACUCCAUCCACACAUGACAAGAGCCCGGAAGAAGCGUCAUCCUCUGACACUGGCCCAGACCGCGACCGUUUGUUGGCCACCACACUUUGUCGCCUUGCCCGCCCAGCUGAGGGUCUGAAAAGCUAAAACAGGCUUGAGAACCACUUUACAGUGGGCUCCUCCUCCCUUUGACGCCCAAAAACAUUCGACGGCCAUCUAGAUUUCUUUUCCACCACCCUACCGACCCGCUCCUCUUUCUCGAUUCCCAUCAUGCCUGGUAUGACAACCUAUAUCUAAAGAAAGGCGCCCCAGCGCGAAAACACCGCCGCCCACCCACGGAAGGGAUACUCCUGAAUUGUUAUUAUUAUUUUUCCCCCUGUUACUAUUUCGUUUUUUCCAGCCGUCAACCAAAUGAUGGCUCUCCAGCGCAUUCUGUGCCUGGGACUGCUGUACCAUGGCGUCAUUGCCAGGCUCUCGGGUUCAGGUCCAACUGCGGCGGCGGCAGAGCAGCACAUACUGUCGAAUUCUGCCCCGCGAAAAGGGCUGCACGGCAGGUUCCUGCAUAUCACAGACAUCCAUCCCGAUGAAUUCUACAAAGUGCACUCAUCCACAGACGAAGACGACGGAUGCCACAAGGGCGAAGGGCCAGCAGGGCCGUACGGUGCCGAGACGACCGAUUGCGAUUCGCCGUACUCGCUGGUGAAUGCGACGUUUGACUGGAUUGAGGCGAAUUUAAAAGACAAGAUUGAUUUUGUCGUGUGGACGGGCGACACGGCGCGUCACGAUCGCGACGAUGAUUUGCCCCGCACGCAGGACCAGGUGCUCGGGACCAACACCUGGAUUGCGGACAAGUUUGCCGAGAUGCUCAGGAACGAGGAGACGGGACAUGGGAUGAGCAUACCGGUUGUGCCGACGUUCGGGAAUAACGAUAUCUUGCCGCAUAACAUUUUGCUGCCGGGGCCGAAUAAGUGGUUGCAGACGUAUACGCACAUCUGGAGGCAUUUUAUCCCAGAGGCGCAGAGGCAUAGCUUUGAGUUUGGAGGCUGGUUCCACGUCGAGGUUAUUCCGAAUCGGUUGGCGGUGUUCAGCUUGAAUACGCUGUACUUUUUCGACCGGAAUGCGGGUGUGGAUGGAUGUGAGAACCCAUCCGAGCCAGGGUUUAAGCAGCUGGAGUGGUUGAGAGUGCAGUUGGAGUUUAUGAGGGAGAGGGGAAUGAAGGUUAUCUUGAUGGGCCAUGUCCCGCCAGCGAGGACGGACAGCAAGAAGCUUUGGGAUGAGACUUGCUGGCAAAAGUACACGCUCUGGCUGCACCAGUAUAGGGAUGUGGUUAUCAGCGGGAUGUAUGGGCACAUGAACAUCGAUCACUUCCUUAUCCACGACACCCACGACGUCGACAUCGCCUUCUUGAACGGUCUAUCACCCGAAUUCGGCGUUCGCGAGUACUUGGACGAUGAGCUUACGAUUCAGGGUGGCACCGAUUAUCUGAUGGAACUCCGCGAUGACUGGUCCAAGCUGACACCCCCAACUGUGCCGGGCAAGUCGAACGAAGUGAAUCAGGACGGAAAGAAGGGCAGAACCAGAAAGCCAAAGCGCAAGGAUCCUUGGGGGGAGCGAUAUGUGUUGUCGCUGGUCAGCCCCAGCAUCGUACCAACGUAUUUCCCCACGUUACGCGUGGUGGAAUACAACAUCUCUGGCCUUGAGAACACACCUCUUUGGCGCGACAUGCCUGGCAAUGGCGCGAAGAACUCGUCGCACCCUGCCAGUGCCCCGAGCGCACCUCCGAAGCACCUCGACCUGCGAAGCUUGUCGCCGAUAGACGACCUGAGCGAUUCCUUCGAAAAUGUCGAAACCGACGAGAAGAAAAAGAAGAAGGGCGGCAAACGCCCAGAGAAGGACAAGAAGCCUCACGAUCCCAACCUCAUCAUUCCUCCUCCACCAGCGAAGACGAGCCCUCCCGGACCUGCGUAUUCUCAGCAGCCUCUGAGCUUGACAGGGUACACACAGUACUUUGCUAACCUAACGCACAUCAACAACCUCAACCUUACCGAUUUGAACAGCGUCGAGCCAACAACAACCAACAGCCUUCUCUCCCUGCUCCAAUCCUCGAAAUCGUGGCUUAUGAAGUGGCGAAAGGGGAAGAACGGAGGGAAGAAGCCGCUGACACCGAAACCGGACCCGAGAGAAUUUGCUUUUGAAGUCGAGUACAGCACUUUCAAUGACAAGAUCUACAAGCUGGGAGAUUUGACGGUGAACAGCUUUGUGGAGUUGGCGUAUAGGAUUGGGCAGAAGGCCAAGGGCAAGAGUCUGGUUGAGAUGGCUGGCGAUGAAGAGGUGAGAGAUGUUGAGGAGGAGCAUGACUAUGAUGAGUCCGAUUUUGAGUCGGACAGUGACUCUGAUGAUGAAGAGAUGGAGGCUGAGGCAAAGAAGGGGGACAAGAAGAAGGGAGACAAGAAAAAGAAGGGCAAGAAAGGGGACAAGAAGAAGAAGAAGAAGGGGAAGAGGAACAAGACCUGGCUGCAUUUUUUGAGUCAUGCGUUUGUUGGGACGUUGGAUAAGGGUGAGCUGAAGAGGUACUCAUGAUUUGGUUUCUACCAAGCAGGAGUGAUACGAGGGAUUGCUCAGCUGGGGCGAUCUGUGUGGUUAUCUGCUGGUUCAUGGGGCGGGUACUUGCAUGCAUCUAUGGCGUUAUGUUUUCAAGGGAGGUUUUUUUUUUUUUUUUUUUAUGGUUCAUACUAUACCUGGACAGUGUUGCAUUGAAGACGGAAAAGGGGGCAAAAGAAGAGUGCAAGAAGCGUUGGAGUCUCACGGCAUCAUGUUGGCAUGGAGUGGAUAGAUUCUUCUGCUGGGAUUUACGUGGUGAAUUCAAGGGGCUCGAUGGAGCUAGAACAUGUAGGAAAUAGGUAAUACAAAGAUCAAAACAUUUAUCUAUAAGACUUUAUUGCGGCUUGCUAAGAG